AGUUCUCACGGAACCAUAGAGGCCAGCUGUCGUUUCCCUCGGACGUCUUUUUCUGUCGGACCUCGCCGCUUUGUUUACUUUUCUGCUCCAGUAGUUAAACAGAGAACACUGGUCAGGAUCAUUUUAACAGUUUAAUUUGUGUUUUUUGCUCGUCGAGACAUUUAGUGACUUUAUUCAGUGUUGAUGUCCGCAGAGCAGCGCCGCCUCCCCGCCGCCUCCUCUCCGGCUGCUCCCGGAGCGGAGCAGCGGUUCGCGGCUGCGGACCCUCCGAGCAGCCCGCAGCAGGCGGAGAUGGACACGCUGAGGAUGUUUGUUACCGAGCGGCUGACGGCGGCUGUGGACGACAUCCUGGGGCUGUUCGGGAGCACCGUGGCCCGGUACCGGGAGCAGAUAGACCGGCAGCGGCGGCAGCUGGACACCCUGAGGUCCGAGGAGGAGAACCAGGACCGGAGAGCAGACGUCCUGCAGGCCUCCUGGAUCAAACCCUGCCCUGAGGAGCAGAUCCUGAGCUUCCAGCCGGACCAGACUGACAUUAAAACAGAGGAAGGUGUCUGUGACGCCGCCGGCGGCUCCGACGCAGCGGCAGGCGGCUCCGACACUGAAGACAGCGCGGACUACUGGACAGAAGCUGCAGGACUGUGGAGACCUGAGGACACGGCAGCAGCAGCGGGGGGACAGAGCUCAUCUCCCGGCAGGAAGCUGUCUCCAGAGCGUCCGCCUGUGUUCGGCUGUAAAGUCUGCGGCGAGUCCUUCCAGAGGCGGAGUUAUCUACUGAGUCACGCCGCCGCGCACGUCAGAGACUGCAGCGUGUGCGGGAAACAGCUGGAGGCCGCGGAGAGCCUGAAGCUUCACCUCCGAGCUCACAGAGAGACGUCGUUCCGCUGCAGCGUCUGCGGACAGACCUUCACCCUGCGGGGGAACCUGCGGACGCACAUGAGGAUCCACUCCGGCGAGCGUCCGUUCGGCUGCACCGUCUGCGGAAAGAGUUUCGGCAGGAGGGCGACGCUGGUGCGGCACGUCCGCAGCCACACGGGCGAGAAGCCGUUCACCUGCUCGUACUGCGGCCGCGGCUUCGUGGAGAAAGGCAACCUGACGGUGCACCUGCGGACGCACACCGGAGAGAGACCGUACUGCUGCUCCACGUGCGACAGACGCUUCAGUCAGCUGUCCUGCUUCUACAAACAUCCGUGUCAGAGAGGACGCACGAGCGCAGCCCGCAGCAGCAGCAGCAGCUGACUCUUCAUCAUCAGAUGGAUGUUCUGAUAUUUAUACUGUGUAACAGUAAAUGAAUAGUUGUUAUUGAUCAGUUCAUUUGAUCCAGAGUUGAUAAACAGGAAGUUGAUCAGCUUUGUCUCACUGUGUUCUGCGUCUUCUUCUUCUGCUGCUUCUGUCUCUUCAUGUUGAUCCCAGACUGACUCCAUGAUGAUGAAGAUAGUUUAUGACUCUGGCUGCAGAUGAUGAUGAUGAUGAUGAUGAUGAUGCAUGAUGGAGAAGAAUUAGGACUGAAUGAUUUAGAAAAAAUUUCUAGUUGCAAUUAUUUUGACUGAUCAGAUGAUUAUAUUAGAGGGAAAAACCAUAUUAAAAUGAUGAUGAUGAUGAUGUUUCUUCAUCUCAGCUUGUUGGAUGAAUUGUUCCAGUUAAUAAAAAUCUAAAGUGCCUGAAA
Messenger RNA from Thunnus maccoyii (southern bluefin tuna), 1663 nucleotides. RefSeq names its product zinc finger protein 32-like. The transcript has 2 exons. The record is from RefSeq and is a predicted model, not a curated record. Gene Ontology annotation, biological process: regulation of transcription by RNA polymerase II. The coding region runs from base 184 to 1236 and encodes 350 amino acids. Gene Ontology annotation, molecular function: DNA-binding transcription factor activity; RNA polymerase II cis-regulatory region sequence-specific DNA binding. NCBI's taxonomy places the organism in Eukaryota, Metazoa, Chordata, Actinopteri, Scombriformes, Scombridae.